AAUAAACUUUAGCAAGUAGUUGAAUUAUGCCAUAAGAUUAUACAUUAAAAAAUAAAACAAAAGUAGCAUAAAAAAAGAGGAAGGUAGUGUUUAGAAUAUGCACUUUUCUACUAUCUGUUUGAAAAUUUAAAAUUUGCAUGCACUUUAUUGGACAUCCUGCUACGAUGUAACCUCAAUCGUAGGGGUAAACUGCCAAUGGCGUAUAAGAAGAGCCUGAAGAGUAAUUAAGGUGACACGAUUGCUCCACAGAUCGAAACCUUCAACUGUCCUCGAAAGAUGCACUGCUACACCCUAAGCGAAGACCAAACCCCACCAGUCCCUUUCAAAGCUUCUGCCAUGUCUCUGUAUAAAAUAAGUGCAGGAAUCUGGAAUUGGCGCCAGUUUCUACCAAAUUGCUGAUCUUUAAAGCUUUGAACUUCAUGGCACCUGCGUAUCGGCUGCGGCACGCUCAGGCAUAUAAAUAAACGAACGAAUUCAGGCGUGAAGGCGAGAGCAUCACUUAAAUACAGAGUAGUCUCCUUUCUAUACAUUUCAAUUUCAAUUCCUGCUUUGUCAAUUUGCCUCUGCCACACCACUUUGCACGCACCCCCAAAAGGACAGCGGGUGCGCAUUGCCCAGUACCGCUCGCCAUCUACAUUUUAACCCUAAAAACCCUAAUCAAGGGGAUAACGGUAGUUCUGAACCCGAGUUAACUUUUUUUAAGCUUUAUCCGGACCAGCAUUUAUGAACAGUAGUAAAUGCGAACAGGCGAGACAGCACGUUAUAAGGAAUUUAUAAAAGCAAAAGCUGCAGGACGGAUUCUUUAAUUCCCCCACCAUCUUUUUCGCUUUUUCUUUAUUCCGACCGGGGGAAAAUAAUAAGGCUCUUGGGAUGCUCCCCCCACUCAGCGGCCUUGUGUCCACGCGCCUUGCUCCAAUUCACCAUCCGUAACGGCCGUUACUUUAGGAAAAGUCAGUCUCUCUCCUAAUAUAUUCGUUUCAGUGACAUGGCAGGAAUAUGAUGGCGUGGAUUUUGUAGGAAUCCUACGUGGAAAACGUGUCUUUGGGGCCGUUCGAACAGGUUAAAGUUGGGGCAUUCUCAAGAAUGGCAACGGAAGGAAAGAUAAAGGGAGAUCUCAGGCCGGGCCAACUUUAGCUGAGCUGAUGGAUGGAUGGAUUCGAGUUUAGUAUUCCAGUUCGGUCAAAAUAAAUCACAUAUUCGUCCGCUUUCGCUUGUACUUGUAUAGAUUGAGACAUAAAUUCCCACAGCGAGCGAUAGUUACAUCACUCAUGAUAUUUCCGCCCGAAAUCGUGUUGUGCACUUCUCGUUUCUGUAGUGAAUUUCAUCAUUUCUAGUUUCCGUUAGGUACCCAGUGGGCUUAAAAUGCCAUUCCUGCAGUUGUAGCAGCCAUUGUUUUCGUGGGCAACAAUGGGGUGCUUGUAUUUGGGGGCUGUGAUAGCGACAUUGUAUGUCCUUUUGGUGGGUUGCUGUAGCGAGGCUGUCGAUCUGAAUGACGAUGUGCUGGGACUGAUAGUGUUCAAAGCGGAUUUGCACGAUCCAAAUUCAUUUCUGAGUUCGUGGAAUGAAGAGGAAGAUAGUCCUUGCAGCUGGGCGGGGGUGAAGUGCAAUCCGAGAGCGGGGAGAGUAACAGAGUUGGUGCUGGACAAUCUUUCUCUUUCUGGAAAGAUUGGGAGGGGUCUCACCAGGCUACAGUUUCUUCACACAUUGUCUCUCGCAAGCAACAACUUCUCUGGCGAUAUCAGUCCAGAUCUGGUGCAGAUUGAAAGCCUCAGGAUUCUGAAUUUAAACCACAAUGCUCUCUCUGGCAUGGUUCCUGCCCGCCUCUUUCAACAAUGUACUACUUCUCUCAGAGUCCUCUCGCUCGCCUACAAUGCAUUUCAAGGUACACUUCCUGAUACCGUAAGCUCAUGUGCUAGUUUAACGGCAUUGAACUUAUCUGGCAACCAUUUCUCUGGGCCUCUACCUCUCAAAAUAUUUUCUUUGAGAAAUCUGAGAUCACUGGACCUGUCCCAUAAUUCCUUCGCUGGGAGUGUUCCCCAGGGCAUCGGAGGCCUCACUAGUCUCAGAGAGAUACAUUUGAAUGCUAAUAAUUUAUCUGGUCCUAUACCGCCUGAUAUAGGAGACUGCGUCCUUCUGAAAAAUGUAGAUUUGAGCUUCAACAUGCUAUCGGGCUUUCUUCCCGAUUCGCUUAGACAGUUGAAUUUUGUUUCUUCUAUGAGCUUCAGUAAUAAUAACCUGGUGGGUAACAUUCCUUCUUGGUUAGGAAGCUUGCGAAACCUAGAGUCUGUAGACUUGUCUGGCAAUGGUUUGAGUGGAAGCCUUCCAGCCUCGGUUGGCAUGCUGCAGAAUGUUAGGUCCAUUAAUGUGUCAAAUAAUAAACUUUCAGGAGCCAUUCCCGAGUCUUUAAUGGGUUGCACUACCUUGUUUUCACUUGAUAUCAGCAAAAACAACUUCAGUGGAAGCAUUCCUGGGGAACUAUUUGAAUUGGGCUUACAAAAUAUACGUUUGUCAGGGAACAGUCUCAGCGGUACUAUACCUCACGCUGCUUCUUCAAACUUGUAUAAGUUUCUGGAGGUGUUGGAUUUGGCACAUAAUCUCUUGAGUGGGGAAAUUCCGCCGGUGAUCGGUCAAUGCACAAAUUUGAAGUAUUUGAAUUUAUCAAAGAACCUUCUCGCUUCCAACGUUCCUUCAGAGUUUGGUAAUCUUCAUUCUUUGAAGACACUGGAUUUAAGUUUCAAUCGUCUAUAUGGGGACAUUCCUGGCACACUUGGGAGUGCUACUGCUAUCUCUGUGCUGCAACUUGAUGGUAAUUGUUUAACUGGGCACAUCCCCGGAGAGAUCGGAAAGUGUACAUCUCUGUUAUUGUUGAGUUUGUCGCACAACAGUUUGACCGGACAUGUACCCAAGGAACUUGCCAAGCUGCACUCUCUGAGAAUUCUUAAUUUGUCAGUGAACAAUCUAACUGGAGAUCUUCCACAGCAACUCGGGAACUUGGGUAAUUUGUUAUCUGUUAAUGUUUCUCACAACCGACUUAAAGGGAAGAUUCCAACAGGUGGCAUAUUCAACACAUUGAACAAGACUGCACUUGAAGGAAAUGCAGGGCUAUGUGGAUCUGGCGUGAAUGUUUCUUGCCCUAUGGUUAUGCCUAAGCCAAUAGUUCUCAAUCCAAAUUCAAGUGGGAGUACAACAAAAGGGACCGGAUUAAUUAAAUCUAGACACAGCAGAAUUGUUCUAAGUGUCUCUGCAAUAAUAGCAAUAUCUGCAGCAGCAGUGAUUGCAUUUGGUGUUGUUGCUGUGACUGUUCUGAAUAUAAGAGCUCAGUCUAGUUCAAGAUCUUUGAAUCAUAUGCUUGAUAGCUUUUCUCAGUCCCCCUCUACUGAUAUGGGUCUAGGAAAACUUGUUAUGUUUACACCGCAUUCAGAUCAUACAUCUGAAGAUUGGGUGACCAGUGCCCAUGCAUUGCUUAACAAAGACUGUGAACUUGGCAGGGGAGGUUUUGGCACUGUUUACAAAGCAGUUCUAGGGGAUGGGAGGAUAGUUGCUAUAAAGAAAUUGAUGGUUUCAAGUUUGGUUAAGUCGCAAGAAGAUUUUGAGAAGGAGGUACAGCUGCUGGGCAAAAUUAAACAUCCAAAUCUUGUGAGCUUGCAAGGCUACUACUGGACACCACAGCUACAGCUUCUCAUAUAUGAGUAUAUCCAAAGUGGAAGCUUGUAUAGCCGACUUCAUGAGGUUUCCCAGUCAGAUGCCCCUUUAAACUGGGCAACUCGGUUCAACAUAGCCUUGGGGACUGCAAGGGGGCUUGCACAUCUUCACCAUUCUUGCAGACCACCAGUUAUACACUAUAACAUAAAAUCUAGCAAUGUUUUGCUUGAUGAGGAUUGCAAUCCCAAAAUUGCUGAUUAUGGCCUUGCAAAGUUGCUGCCAAUGCUUGACAGAUACAUACUCAGUAGCAAGAUUCAGAGUGCAUUAGGAUAUAUGGCCCCUGAGUUUGCCUGUCAAAGCCUCAAGAUAAAUGAGAGAUGUGAUGUGUAUGGCUUUGGGGUGUUGCUUCUAGAACUUGUUACAGGUAGGAGGCCGGUUGAAUACAUGGAGGAUGAUGUUGUGAUCCUAUGUGACAAUGUGCGAUCUUUACUCAAUGAAGGAAAGCCUUUAAAUUGUGUGGACCCAGCUUUGUCUGAAUAUCCUGAAGAUGAAGUUAUUCCUGUGAUUAAACUUGGGCUGAUUUGCACAUCCCAAGUACCUUCAAAUAGGCCGCCUGUGGCAGAGGUGGUGCACAUACUCGAGCUGAUCAGAUCACCAACAGAGAGUAGAGAAUUGCUUUGAAGGGAAGUUGAAAAAGCUUGACUUCAGACCAAACAUAUAUGAAAUGGGCAGUGUGAGUGACACUGCUUAAGAGGAGUUCCGUUGCAGCAGCCCUCAAUCUUGAAGUGCCCUAUCUACCUUGUGAAUCUAUAAAUAUCUAGAGCGAUUGAAAUUUGCAACCGUGGUUUUGCUUGUGUAGACAAAAUAUUCGGUAGGGCCAAUUUUAUAUUUGAUUGAGGGAGAAUGUCCUUUUUAUCAGUGUCAAGUUUCAUUGUCCAAACUGGAAAUUCUUUUGAGAGCGGCUUUUGCCAUUUACUUAAUUUUUAUCUUAUGGCAGGUUUCUGUGCUUUCUGCCAGAUGAUAUAUUGUCCACUAUAUAAAUUUUUACAUAUUGCUUUCAUUAGAAUUCUGUUAUCGA
This is a messenger RNA of Cryptomeria japonica (Japanese cedar), 4720 nucleotides long. Its product is annotated as probable LRR receptor-like serine/threonine-protein kinase IRK. Gene Ontology annotation, biological process: protein phosphorylation. Bases 1408 to 4323 code for a protein of 971 amino acids. NCBI's taxonomy places the organism in Eukaryota, Viridiplantae, Streptophyta, Pinopsida, Cupressales, Cupressaceae. Gene Ontology annotation, molecular function: protein binding; ATP binding; protein kinase activity. The transcript is spliced from 2 exons. The record is from RefSeq and is a predicted model, not a curated record.